AUGUCAUCCGAUUCUGACGAUAAUAUAUUUGGUAACGUUAAACAAACACUUAUUGGCUUUCAAAAAUUUGAAUUUAAACCAGAUGAUAUCGUGGAUUUAUGUGAUGAUACUAAGUAUGAAAUAUCUACAAAAGCUGCUGGCUUUAUGGAUGACUGUAUUAUUUUAUCAGACAAUGAAGCAAAUCAGAAUAUAACUAAAAAUAAGUCAAAACGAAAAACUCGCACAAAUAAAAGUGUCAUUCAAAAUACUGAUGAUGAAUUGGUAACGAGCAAGAAAACUAAAAAUGAAAGUGGUGAUAAAGGUAAACCUAGUAAACGUACUAGAAAAUCAAAAGAAAAAGAUGACAAUCACAUAUUAGAUGUUGUAUCUAGCACUAAACCAAGAAAAGCUUUAAGAAAAAGUCCAACCGACCAACAGCGUAGAGGAGCCACCAGAACGAGUCCAAGGCUUCGCAAUGCGACUAGAAGAGGCUAUCAAAGUCAUUCGUAUACUACCAUAAGUAUUGGAAAUACAUAUGAGUAUCCAGAUGAACUGGAGACAGUACCAAUAUUUAACACACAACCAUGUGAUAUAAUAAACUUGGAUGAUAGUGACAUUGUAGAUGAAAAUAAGGAAUUAUCAGUUAAAGUUGAAUGGCAGAGUGUAGAAAUAAUUAAAUUUACAUUAAGAAAAUUCCAGAAACUAACAAAAAUAUAUGAUUAUUUCUGUGAUAACCACAAUGUUAAAAAAGAAAAUUUAAUAUUCAUCUACAAAGAUAAAAUACUUCAGCCAGAUGACACACCAGAUACAAUAGGUUACAGCGAAGCAAAAUUAAUAGAAGGUGGCAUAGUUUAUGAGAAUGUGCUUAAACUUUCUAAAAAUGAAUGCACUAAUAACAUUGUAUCAGGCAUCAUAAUUAAGUUUCGAACCCAAAAUUCGAAACAGCCAUUUAUAUUGUCAGUAAAAGAUGAUGAAAAGUUACAUUUAGCUAUGAUUAAAUGUGCAGAGCACCUCGAAUUGUCACUAAACCAGUUAAGAUUUGAGUUUGAUGGUGAUAUUGUCACGGGUAAACAAACUGCAAAGGAUUUAGAGUUAGAAGGAGGAGAAUACAUAGAUGUUAAAGUAAUUAAA
Messenger RNA from Brenthis ino (lesser marbled fritillary), 1110 nucleotides. The record is from the annotation of a GenBank genome assembly. NCBI's taxonomy places the organism in Eukaryota, Metazoa, Arthropoda, Insecta, Lepidoptera, Nymphalidae.